Molecule: messenger RNA, 581 nt
Organism: Mesitornis unicolor (brown roatelo)
Lineage: Eukaryota; Metazoa; Chordata; Aves; Mesitornithiformes; Mesitornithidae
Gene: NDUFB5
Product: NADH dehydrogenase (ubiquinone) 1 beta subcomplex, 5, 16kDa
Exons: 5
Source: RefSeq, a predicted model, not a curated record
UAAUUUUCAGUUCCUGUACGACAUAGCAGCAGCCAUGGGAAGAGAAUGUUUAUUAUCAAGGCAACCAGUUUUUAUGAUACUCGAUUUCUGAACUUAUUGAGAUUCUAUGUAUUUCUGACUGGAAUACCAGUGGCACUAUUCAUAACAUAUGUCAACAUCUUCAUUGGUGAAGCUGAACUUGCAGAGAUUCCUGAAGGUUAUGUUCCAGAGUACUGGGAAUACUACAAGCACCCUAUAAGUCGCUGGAUAGCUCGUUACUUCUUUGACCCCCCUGAAAAGGACUAUGAGAAAGAGUUGGCUAUUCUUGAUGUUGAAGCGAAGAAAACUCAACUGAGGCUGUUGGAGUUGGAGGCACGUAGACUGAUGAGGCACAGGGGAGAUGGACCUUGGUAUCAUUAUGAAACACCUGAUAAAAAUCUUGUUGACAAUUCUAUGAAAUCCACACCUGACAAUUAAACCAUUUUAAGGCAGUAUGCACGGUCUUAAAUGCAUACCAACAAAUUGUGACUGAGCUAUGUAAUAUACAUCCUGCUGUUUACUGAUGGAAAUUAAUAAAGUUAAACAAUACUUGUGUUGAUUCC